GACUUAAUAUUGCUUUUGCGCUGAAUCUGAUCACUUGUUUGCUAAUAUCGGCUAGAGAUUCUUAGAUAUAAACUCCUUUUCUUCAACUUGUGGAAUUUAUUCCAAGAGUUUUCUUUUACGUAAGCUGUGGAGUAAGCGUUUGAUAGAAAAUACGAUAAAAGAAGUGAAAUAGAAGAAGCGAUGACAUGUUUAACUCUCUAGUCUUUUAACUUGAAGACUAACGAGUACUCACGUCCUCAAAAGUUUUCAAUUUUCUCUUCUACUCGCGACAAAGUGGUAAACAUUGUUGAUUUUUGUCUUGGUAAUCAAUAGGGUUGUACAAACUUGUGGUGUCUGGAUUUGGGCCGAUGAAAUGGGUCGCUUGGGUCUGCCCACUAAUUGAAAUGUGUUUAAAUGACUAGAAAAUAGAGUAUAUAUUACAUGUGUUUUACUCCAUAGGAAGACAGCAUAGGAGAUGAGAGUACGUCAGAGAGCAAUAAAGGAGAGGGACAGUGGAAACAACAUGAAGAGAGAGAGCACUGAAACUUGAGAAUGGUUUGAGAGAGAGAAAGAGAGAGUGAUAGGAGGACUUUGGGUAAAAUGGUCAAGAAAACAGUUAGCAAAUUUGUGAGAGAGAAGGACAAAAUCCUAAGAUUCCGAGUUACCAAAAGUGAUGAGGCUCCUAGAAAUACCCGCACUAGUCCCAUCUCAUUGCACUUUCACUCUCAAUCUCAUUCCAAACCUAAACUCCAAAGACUGUAUUUUGUUUGUGAGAGAUUCAAUAAAUCCCAUUUAAAGAGACAACUACACAUGAGACAAAGAGGUAUUUUUUCUCUAUUUCAUUUGUUUUUUUCUUUCUAACUUGCAAACCAAUCCAAACCACAUCAUUUAUUACCUAUCCUCUCUUCUAUAGACUGUCUAUCUGCUCUUGUGCUUGGCAACGUACGUGGCUUUCGUUUUUUUUUUACAUGUUCAUCAUAACAAUCUACAUACUCUACACCAUCAGAUAUAUAUACAUUUUAUUAUUCUAUUGUCCAUCCUAGUUUCAUCUUGCAAUAACCCAUCUUUUCUUGCACCAUUAAAUGGGUUUGUAAAAAGCAGAAUAUGGCAGAAUUAUGUUUAGCGUUUAUGGGUUCAUAAUGUGUUUUAGUUCAAUUGUUUUGGAGAAUUAAAUCUCUAUCCUAGUUAUGAACUUUCAAAAUGUUAUGUAUCACGUUGAUACACGUGCCUGACCUAAGAACAUAUGCUUCUUUGUAUAUGUAUAUAUAGGGCCUGUAUAUAUAACAUAGCUACAAAAAAAUCUUGAGGCUUAUAUAAAACGGAACCGGAUCUUAAACAAAGAAAAGCUAGUGAAUUGUCAUUGGUCACUAUAAUUCGCCGACAAAAGAAAAUUGUCCCAACUCCGUCAUCAGGAAUACAUCCCAUAUUAUAUAUAGACAUAAUUUAUUUUCUUUUAAAAAGAAAAUGUAGUUUACUAAGGAGUUAGGAAUGUGAUUAAUAGUGAGAAUGAGAAUCAUUUACUACUCACAGCUCAUCGAGACGAUGAAGAUUCCAAUUAUUAGAAGUGGGAUAGAGACGCACAUAAGGGGAGUUGGGUGGUGCAUUUAGCCUAUAUAUAACCAAAGUAUUUUCACAUGAAAGAAAAGAUAUAUGUAUUGCAUUAAUGAUUAGCAAAACCUAUCUCUCUAUCUAUAUAUACACACACCCUAUCAUUCAUCGUACACAUAAUCUCUUUCUUUCUCUCUCUAUGACAAAAAUGGCCAACAUGACAACACUCAACCAGCUGUUUGAUCUGCCGGGGCAGAUUUGCCAUGUCCAGUGUGGUUUUUGCACCACUAUUUUGCUGGUGAGUGUGCCGUUCACUAGCCUGUCAAUGGUGGUGACAGUGAGAUGUGGGAACUGCACAAGCCUUCUCUCUGUCAAUUUGAUGAAGGCUUCUUUCAUUCCUCUCCAUCUCCUCACUUCUCUCUCUCAUCUUGACGAGACGGAAAAAGACGAGGUUGCAGCCACAACAGAUGGUGUGGAAGAAGAAGCAUGGAAGGUGACUCAGGAGAAGGAUAACAGCCCAACGACGUUGGUUACUUCUUCAGACAAUGAAGAUGAAGAUGAAGAUAAAGAUGUGUCUCGUGUUUACCAAGUUGUCAACAAACCACCUGAGAAACGACAACGAGCUCCUUCCGCUUACAAUUGCUUCAUCAAGGAAGAGAUCAGGAGGUUAAAGGCUCAGAAUCCAAGCAUGGCUCACAAGGAAGCUUUCAGCUUAGCUGCCAAAAAUUGGGCUCAUUUCCCUCCAGUUCAAAACAAGAGAACUGCCUCAGAUCAAUGUUUUUGUGAGGAAGACAACAAUGUGCUACUAUCAUGCAAUGCUCUGGAGGACCAUGAGGUAAGCAAUAAUGGCUUCCGAGAGAGAAAGGCUCAAAGGCAUUCCAUUUGGGGAAAAUCUCCAUUUGAGUAAUAACAAUUUGGCAUUGUGAAAUGUGAUGGUGACUAUUUUCUUCUAGGGUUUGAUUUUGUUGCUUUAGGGUUUGUGGUAUCUGAGAGAGAAGAGAUGGUAAGAAUCUGAAACGUACGUAGGAUUUGGGUGUUCGAGGAGAGUCUUGGGAAUGAGCGAGUUUAUUCAGUAUUUUCGUACUUCUUAGCUUUGAACUUAAUUUGAAGAGACAGUGACUCUAUAACUGAAUCUUAUUGUUGAAUUCGUAACUACUUAUGUUUUAACAUUCACUUUAGUAAGAAUCUUAAAUAUAAAUUAAUGUUUCCAGAA
This is a messenger RNA of Brassica napus (rape), 2740 nucleotides long. Its product is annotated as axial regulator YABBY 4. Gene Ontology annotation, cellular component: nucleus. The coding region runs from base 1643 to 2434 and encodes 263 amino acids. The record is from RefSeq and is a predicted model, not a curated record. The transcript has 7 exons. Gene Ontology annotation, biological process: multicellular organism development; polarity specification of adaxial/abaxial axis; plant ovule development. Lineage: Eukaryota; Viridiplantae; Streptophyta; Magnoliopsida; Brassicales; Brassicaceae.